AUGUCUUCAUAUACUCUUUCACAGGUCGAAGAAAGAUUAUUAUGUCGUGGUUGGGAUUUUUGUAUAGAAAAUAAAAUAACGAAUUUCUUAGAUUUUGAAACAGAUCUUGAAUUAAAUGCAAUGAAAUUACAGUCUCAUUGUCGUGAUUCAGUUUUUCGUUUGAUUUAUCGUAAAAUACAUAAUGCUUCACAACAAUUAAUACGCGCAUCUAAACAUAAGAAAUUAAGUAAUCUAUCAGAUGAAGAAUUAGCAGCUUUAAAAUCACUAAAAUCUAAUACCAAUAUAGUCAUAUGUAAAGCUGAUAAAGGUAGUUGUAUUGUAAUAUUAGAUAAAGAAGCAUAUAUGAAAAAAGCUGAAGAUAUAUUGAAAGGAGAACAAUUUGAACCACUAAGAGUAAUAGAUAAUAAACUGCGUUAUAAACUACAAUCGACAUGUUCUUCACUCUCAGUCUUUUAUGGUCUUCCUAAAGCACAUAAAACUGGAUAUCCUACACGCCCUAUAAUAUCAACUAUAGGAAGUUAUCAAUAUCAACUGUCAAAAUAUUUAGCUAAAGCGAUUAGAGAUGCACGGCCACAAGCAAAAUCAUACAUAAAAGAUUCCUUCGAAGUUGUAAAAAGAUUAAAAGAAAUUGUAUUAGAGAAACAGAAAACAUAUAUUAUGUGUAGUUUCGACGUAGAGAGUCUAUAUACAAAUGUACCGAUUGAAGAAGCAAUAGAAACAACAUUAGAUUAUAUCUAUAAACCAACUAAAUUAAUAGAUGUUCCUUUCGAUAAAGAACAAAUGUGA
Messenger RNA from Rotaria sp. Silwood1, 786 nucleotides. NCBI's taxonomy places the organism in Eukaryota, Metazoa, Rotifera, Eurotatoria, Philodinida, Philodinidae. The record is from the annotation of a GenBank genome assembly.